AUGUCGUCGCAUUCCGCCGUCAUACCCCGUUUUCGCCCACCAAGUCACGACAUGAUCAACAGACUCUCCAACGAGAUCCUGGAGCUGAUCUUCUCAUUCUCCGUCCCUCCGUCCCUUCGCGAACCCGUACCCGGAAGCGGCGCGAACUUGGUCUACUACAUGGACCGCGCAGGCGUUCUUGACUACCCCACUCUCCUUGCCCUCGUCUGCCGCCGGUGGGGCGCAGUGGCCCUGUCCAGUCAGAACAUGUAUUCCUUUCUCUUCGUCGACGCCGAGGACGAGAGCGCCCUCGAAUUCAAGCAAGCUAUGGCCUAUUACGCCGCCUACCUCGCCCGCUCGGGCUCCCGCCCUUUGACGCUCUCGAUCAGGGGUCUGCAGGACACCUGCAUCAAUCUGCUGGCCGCCGCGCCGUUCCGGGACCAUCUUGCGCGACUAAAGUGGGCAUGUAUCGACACGUAUGUCCGCGAGUUGAUGUGCAACUUCGAGGAACCCAACGGAUACGACGUGUUCCCUUUGUUCCCCGGGGUCGAGACUCCCGUCCUGGAGACGGUGCAUGUCGAUCUCGCCGAGGACCAAGGGAUGGCCACCUUCGGGGGCACGUAUCACCUCUUCAGGCGUCUCAAGCAAGCGGUGGAAGACGACGCGCGCAAAGACGAUAUGGGUGGCAAGGACGGCACGCACGAGAGCAACACGAGCGAAGCUGGCGCAGGCGAAGAUACUGCAAGCGCGGACGACAACUCAAAGAUCCUCCGCCACGCACCCAGGCUGCUAUCGUUCUCGAUGGAUAAGUUCGACUUCGAGGGGCUCUGGACUCCCCUCUCUCUGAAGAAAGCCGGCCUGGACUAUGCGAUGCUGACGUGCUUGCGCUUGUCCUACGUCCAGCUUCGCGUAGCUGACUGGCUAGAGUUCCUCGCCAAGCUGCCCCUCCUCGAGGUCUUCAGUUGCAGGCUGCUCGACGCCGAGAAUGAGGAGGAGGGUCCUGAGCACUCUGAGGGAGGAAGCAAUGGGCCGGGGGACGGAAGCGCGCAGUCGAGAGGCAAGGACGAGCAGGCGAGUGGCGAGGAGGAACAACCUCGCCCACUCACGCUUCCUUACCUGACCGAGCUUUCCCUGUUCAGUGACUUGGUCGAUAAUGUCCUGUGCACGUACCCUCCAGAUGCGCGGACCGGCACCGGAAAGUUCCUCGAUAGCCUCGUCCUCCCGUCGCUCAGAGCCUUCGCCUUCAAAACGGACAGCUUCCAGUCCGACUUCGCUAGCGACAGCGACAUAGACGACGAGGAUCAGAGCGUCACCGCGAAUCGCAAGAGUGCCACGGCGGACGACGAGAAUGCGGCCGCCAAGUAUGAAGAUGGCGCUGCGGAGAAACCCUGCAUGACAUACGACAAGUUUCUGCUGCCUGCCCUGCGAGGCCUCAUCCAGCGCUCCGGCUGCGAGGUGCAAGCGCUCACGUUCGACGUCACCUACAUGGAUCUGCGCGACCUCGUCCGCAUUCUAAGGAUCCUGCCCGAGCUUCGCGCGCUGCACCUCGACCUGAGCAUGGUUGCUUGCGAGGACGACCUGCUGGAGCGGCUUGCGCGCCGGUCAGCGGCCGGUGAGCUCGACCUCGUCCCGAAGCUCACCCACCUUGUCCUCGACAACUACGAGAGGGACCUUCACCAUCCGCAACGUAGUGUCCCCCUUCGUGAACUCCUUUGGUUUAUCGGCGAACGGUGGCCUGCGGGAUGGACGGAUUGGCAGAUUGCGAGUGUGCGUGUGGUCGUGAAGGAGGAUAUGGAGGAGCUCGAAGCGGAGUGGGAUGGUGCAGAGGGAUAUGAGGAGGUGGCCGACGAUGAGGGUGUAGCAAACGAGGAUGCGGUGAUGAACGACGAGGGCGUCGUGGACGAAGAGCAGGUAGUGGACGACGGAGAGGCCUCGGAUGUCGAAGAAGUGAUGGAAGAGGAGGAAGGUCCAAACGACGAGGAGGGUCCAAACGAUCAGGAAGGGUCGGACGAUGAAGAGGUAUCGGAUGAAGAGGGGUUAUUGGAUGAAGGGGCAUCGGAAGAAGAGGAGGCAUCGGAAGAAGAGGAGGCAUCGAAUGAAGAGGAGGCACCAGUCGACGCCGAGGAAGCUGGCAGGCAGUCCUUGCUCGUAGAGCUGAUCGAGGACCUGCGCAGCCUACGCGCCCGUGGCGACAUAGACCUGGUGGUUGGAGGAUCGACAGCUGAGCUGUACUGUUAA
This is a messenger RNA of Schizophyllum commune H4-8, 2217 nucleotides long. RefSeq lists its product as uncharacterized. The record is from RefSeq and is a predicted model, not a curated record. The transcript has a single exon. Bases 1 to 2217 code for a protein of 738 amino acids. NCBI's taxonomy places the organism in Eukaryota, Fungi, Basidiomycota, Agaricomycetes, Agaricales, Schizophyllaceae.